Paramecium pentaurelia is the source of this 12215-nucleotide messenger RNA. The record is from the annotation of a GenBank genome assembly. NCBI's taxonomy places the organism in Eukaryota, Ciliophora, Oligohymenophorea, Peniculida, Parameciidae.
AUGAAAAGUAUCCAAUAAGUUAACUCAUCAUCUGUUCCUAUUGGAGUUUAAGUAACCUAUUCCUUCCCUAUAAAUAGCAAAUAGAUACUCAGCUCUAAAAAGUUAAAACCCUACUUGAUUUAGAGCACCAGUAAACACUCGAGAGAUCUUUUAAGGAAUCAAAAUUGAAUAAAGAAUUUGCAUAAAAAUUAACUUAGAAAGUUGACUAGUUAUAAUUAGAGAGGGAUAAGUAUAAGAAAUAAUUUGAAGAAGGAUUAAAAAAAGUGGAAGGAAGUGGAUAUGGAAGAACUUCUUUCCACAGCAACAAAAGUGAUUUAGAAAGGCAAAUAUAAACUGAAAGAGGCAAAUAGACAGAUAAGUCAGCUCUAUAAUAAAUUUUGAAUGAAAAAGGUGAACAAAUGCAAUAAGAAAUUGAAUGCUUGAAAAGUGAAAAUAAUUAGGUGACUUCUGACUUAAGAUAAGCAUGGCAGGAUAUAGAUUAGAAAGAACAAUUAAUCAAAAAACUUGAACUCUAAAAUAGUGUAUUAGUGAAUGAAAUUAGAAAGCUAUAAAGAAAACUUUAACAAGAAAAGUUAAAUAACUCUGAAAUAAAGGCUGUAAAAUAAAAAGAUAUAUCUUCCAGUUAAGAAUAAAUGUAUUAUACUUUUAUUAUACCUAGGCCAAUAGAAAUAUAAUGCUUAAAGAAUUAGAUAAAUGAACUUUAAGAUGAAAUAAAUGAAUAUCAAGAAAUGAUAGACUCAUAACAAUAAUAAAUUGAAAUUCAAAAAACGAAUAAUUCAUAACUUAAAAUUGAAAAAGAUAAUAUUGCUCAUAAAUAUGCAAGUAUUUAAAAAUUUAUUUUCCUUAGUUGCUAAUGAAAAACUAUAAGCUUUAUUUGAGGAGAAAGAUGAAAUGGAAAAAUAAAAAAAAAUAGAUAAUGAAUCUUUAAAUGGAUUACAAAUGUGUGUGUCGAUUCAAAAAGAAAAUAUUAAAUACCUUGAAAGUGAAAUGAAAGGUUUAAAUCAACAGUUAAACCAAAUGAAAUCAUUAAUCAGUAAUCUAGAGAUAACUAUUAAUGAUUUAAAGAACGAAAAUCUAAAUUUAUUAGAAAAACUUGCAGAAAAACCAUUGUAAAUAAAUCUCAAUCUUGAAAAUGAAAUAGCCAACCUGUAAAGUGCUUCAUAAGCAGAUGAUGAUUUGUUAAAUAAAUUUAACACUUUGAAUGUUGAAUAUCAAAACCUUAAUAAAAGCUAUUUAAAUUUAUAAUCAGAAUAUGGCAAUUAAUAAAUAAAUUUUACAAAUUUAGAAGAUUAAUUAAAGUAAUAACAACUUUUAAAUAAUAAGCUGAACUCAGAUAAUGAUAACUUAAAAAAAAUGAUCUAAAACUUAGAAAAUGAAAACAAAAAAUUAAAUCAGUAAAAUUCUGAAUUAUUGUCUUAAAUAAAUAUUUAUUAAGUUAAAGAUGAUGAAAACUGUAAAGUUUUGAGAAAAUUAAAUGAGAAUAUAGAUAUGAAAAAUGUCGAAAAUAUUCGUCUCAAAAAUAAAACAAAAAAACAAAUUGGAAGCUAUUUCUUGGUCUUAUGUAGAAUUUUAAAGUUAGAAAAAGAUAAAUCAAUCUAAGAAUAAAAAAUUAUAAAACAAUAAGGCAUCAUAAAUGAUUUGCUGUUAACUCUUGAAUAAUAGCGAAAAGAUGUGAAUUAAUAUUCAAAUAUAGAAUAAAAAUAAUUAUAAUAGAUAGAUAUAAAGCCUAUAGAAUUGGAGGAAUAAAAAAAUUUGAAAAUAUUAAAUUAAAAGAUUUUGGGAAAGUUCUUUAGAUUAAUGAUAAAAUAGUAAUAAAAAGAUUAACAAAUCAAAAAUUUAACAUAAAGGCUUUCAAAGCUAAAGUCAAUCAAUGAUGCUUUAACCAACUAAAGUGAGGAUAAUCAUUAGAUAAAAAAAGAUGAAGAUUUGUUAGAAAUUUCAAAAUGCCCAUUAGUUAAUGAAGAAUGUAGUGAAAGUCUACUUAAUGCAGAUGAAUUAAAAAAAGUAAAAUUAUUUAACCUAAGACUUUUGACUAAACUUUUCCGUAUCGCAACUCAAUUAAAUUAAAAAAAAUAAAUAAAUUUAGAUUUCGAAAGAAGAUUGAAUAAACAAAAGGCUAUAAAUUCUUAAUUAUAAAUCUAAAUUGAACAAUUUAAAGCAAUAAAUAAAGAAAAUGACUUAGAAGAUUAGUAAAAGAUUGUAGAUAAUAAUAAUGAUUAUGAAUAACUCUAAGGAAAUACUGAAAGUUUGAAAAAUUUUAAUAGGAAACUAUUAGUUAAAUGUUUUAGAAAUGUAUACCUGUAAUAAAAAUUAGCUAAAGAAAAUUUAUUGCUAAAUAAUCGAAUAAAUAAACUUAAAGCUUAGUUAAAUGAGACAAAUUAAGAAAAUAUAGUUACAGAAUAAAGUAAAAAAAAUGAAUAUAAUGAGAUUUAGAAUAUAACACCAAAAGAGGAUGAAUAUAUACAAAAAAUUUCAACAUAAGAAUUAAAAUAUUUAUCUAAAUGGUUCAAAGCUAUGUGUUUGAUAAAAAGUAAAAAUAGUGUGGUUGAUUAACUUAAUCAAAAGUUAGCAAAACAAAAAGCCAUAAAUGAGGAAUUGAGAGAGCAAAUCAAGAUGAAUGAAGAAGAUGUAGAAAAUUUGGAAGUGAAAGAAAAAUCUGAAGAAUAGGAAGAAUAAUCAGUACCAUUAUCACAAGAUGAUGGAGAAGGAUAAAAAAAGCUCAGAAGUCAGAAUAAUAAAUUGCUGGGCAAAUUAUUCAGAGUGAUGAGCUAAUUUAAUAAAAAGAAUAAUGAAAUUGAGGAAUUGAAGGAAAGAUUACAUAAAUAGAAGGCAAUUCUAGAUGAAUUAAGCAAUUAAAAUAAUGCUUCCAUUUCAGAAGAAAAAGGAGAUGACCUUGGAAAAGCAGAAGAAAUUGAAUUAAAUUAGGAGGUUUAAUAAAUUCCAGACGUUGAACAAUUGAAGAAGCAAAAACUCACAUUAUUUGGAAAAUUGUUCAGAGCAAUGAGCUUAAUAAACCAAAAGAAUAAGGAAAUUGAAUCUUUAAGUGAUAGAUUAAAUAAACAAAAAGCCAUCAUAGAAGAAUUAACAUCUUCAAACUCAGAAAACUUGGCAAUUGAGAUGGAACCAUAAUAAAUUGAACUUCAGAGUGCUCCUAACAAUUUAAUUGAAGAUAAUGGUAAUUUAGAACUGAACAAUACAGAAGAAUUCAAUAAAUUGAAAACUUCCAAUGAUAGAUCUUUGAGCAAAUUAUUCAGAGCUAUGUUUUUGAUUUCUAAGAAAAAUAACUAAAUCGAAUAAUUGAAUUCUAGAUUGCUUAAGCAAAAAGCAAUAAUUGAAGAGUUAGCUCAAAACGAUAGUGCUUAAUAAUAAAGAGAGAAGAUUCAUAAGCUUUUGGGCAAACUCUUUAGAGCAAUCAGUGAUUUGAACAUGAAGCAGAAACAAAAUGAGGAGUUGAAAGAACGAUUAUCAAAAAGUAAGGCUCUCGUAGACAGUUUACUCAAUUAAGUUCCUCAAAAGGAAGAAGAGGUUGCUUCUGAAAUUAAACAAUCUGAUCAAGAAGAGAUAACUAUGCCAACGGAUUUAAUUCAGCGUUUAGAGGCUGACCAAUAGCAAUUAAAGAAUAGAAAUAUUAAACUGACUUCAAAGAUGUUUAAGAUAAUGAUUAAAUUAAGUCAAAAGGACAAAUUGAUUGAAUCCUUAUCAGAGCGCCUUCUUAAACAAAAAGCAAUAAAUGAUGAAUUAAGGAAUCAAAUAGUGGACUCUCUGUAACCAUAACCUUAAUGUGAAACGAUGGAGAUCGUAGAUAAUCAACAAUAGGUAAAUGCAGACGAGUUUAAUAAGAUUAAAAAUUCUAACAGCAAAUCUCUCGCUAAAAUAUUCAGAUUAGUGUUCAAAUUAAAUUAAAAAGAGAAGAUUAUUGAUGAGUAAAAUUAAAGAAUUGCAAAAUUGAAAUAGAUUAUUUCAGAAUAUGCUCUAAAUGAUGAUACUUUAAAAAAGGUUAAGGACAAAAAUCACAAAUUGCUGGCUUAAUAAUUUAGAGUUGUGAUUAAGUUAGCAAAACAAUAAUAAGAAAAUGAAGAACUCAAGAAUAGAUUGAGUAAAUCAAAGUAAUUGGUUGUUGAAUAAUAAGAUAUGGUUGAAAAUUUGUAGCAGUAACUUCAAAGCAAUGUAAUUCAGAACCAAGAACAAGAUGUUCCUAAAGAGUAAUAUUAAGAAUAAUUACAAGGAAUUGAUCUUUCGAAUAAGGAUGAAGAAAUUUAAACAUUAAUUAGGUAAAAGAACAAAUAAUUGGGAAAACUUUUCAAAAUAAUGAUUUAGUUAGAAAGAAAGAAUAAAGAAAUCGAAUAGUUAUCAUAAAGGUUAUUGAAAUAGAAAGCAAUAAAUGAUGAAUUAUUAUUGUAAAAUUCAAGUGAUGAAACGGAAGUAAGUUCCUAUUCUUCACAGAAAAAUUAGCAAGAAUAAGUAAAUGUUCAGAAUAACUCAGAAAUGAAAGAUUUGUAAGAAGAAAAUGACAAAUUGAAAUAAGAAUUGAAAAAGCAAACAAAUUAGAAUAAUAGAUGGUUAGCCAAAUUAUUUAGAGCUUUAAAUUGUAUAAAGAGUAGAAAUAGUUUGGUUGAUUAACUUAAUCAAAAGUUAGCAAAACAAAAAGCCAUAAAUGAGGAAUUGAGAGAGCAAAUCAAGAUGAAUGAAGAAGAUGUAGAAAAUUUGGAAGUGAAAGAAAAAUCUGAAGAAUAGGAAGAAUAAUCAGUACCAUUAUCACAAGAUGAUGGAGAAGGAUAAAAAAAGCUCAGAAGUCAGAAUAAUAAAUUGCUGGGCAAAUUAUUCAGAGUGAUGAGCUAAUUUAAUAAAAAGAAUAAUGAAAUUGAGGAAUUGAAGGAAAGAUUACAUAAAUAGAAGGCAAUUCUAGAUGAAUUAAGCAAUUAAAAUAAUGCUUCCAUUUCAGAAGAAAAAGGAGAUGACCUUGGAAAAGCAGAAGAAAUUGAAUUAAAUUAGGAGGUUUAAUAAAUUCCAGACGUUGAACAAUUGAAGAAGCAAAAACUCACAUUAUUUGGAAAAUUGUUCAGAGCAAUGAGCUUAAUAAACCAAAAGAAUAAGGAAAUUGAAUCUUUAAGUGAUAGAUUAAAUAAACAAAAAGCCAUCAUAGAAGAAUUAACAUCUUCAAACUCAGAAAACUUGGCAAUUGAGAUGGAACCAUAAUAAAUUGAACUUCAGAGUGCUCCUAACAAUUUAAUUGAAGAUAAUGGUAAUUUAGAACUGAACAAUACAGAAGAAUUCAAUAAAUUGAAAACUUCCAAUGAUAGAUCUUUGAGCAAAUUAUUCAGAGCUAUGUUUUUGAUUUCUAAGAAAAAUAACUAAAUCGAAUAAUUGAAUUCUAGAUUGCUUAAGCAAAAAGCAAUAAUUGAAGAGUUAGCUCAAAACGAUAGUGCUUAAUAAUAAAGAGAGAAGAUUCAUAAGCUUUUGGGCAAACUCUUUAGAGCAAUCAGUGAUUUGAACAUGAAGCAGAAACAAAAUGAGGAGUUGAAAGAACGAUUAUCAAAAAGUAAGGCUCUCGUAGACAGUUUACUCAAUUAAGUUCCUCAAAAGGAAGAAGAGGUUGCUUCUGAAAUUAAACAAUCUGAUCAAGAAGAGAUAACUAUGCCAACGGAUUUAAUUCAGCGUUUAGAGGCUGACCAAUAGCAAUUAAAGAAUAGAAAUAUUAAACUGACUUCAAAGAUGUUUAAGAUAAUGAUUAAAUUAAGUCAAAAGGACAAAUUGAUUGAAUCCUUAUCAGAGCGCCUUCUUAAACAAAAAGCAAUAAAUGAUGAAUUAAGGAAUCAAAUAGUGGACUCUCUGUAACCAUAACCUUAAUGUGAAACGAUGGAGAUCGUAGAUAAUCAACAAUAGGUAAAUGCAGACGAGUUUAAUAAGAUUAAAAAUUCUAACAGCAAAUCUCUCGCUAAAAUAUUCAGAUUAGUGUUCAAAUUAAAUUAAAAAGAGAAGAUUAUUGAUGAGUAAAAUUAAAGAAUUGCAAAAUUGAAAUAGAUUAUUUCAGAAUAUGCUCUAAAUGAUGAUACUUUAAAAAAGGUUAAGGACAAAAAUCACAAAUUGCUGGCUUAAUAAUUUAGAGUUGUGAUUAAGUUAGCAAAACAAUAAUAAGAAAAUGAAGAACUCAAGAAUAGAUUGAGUAAAUCAAAGUAAUUGGUUGUUGAAUAAUAAGAUAUGGUUGAAAAUUUGUAGCAGUAACUUCAAAGCAAUGUAAUUCAGAACCAAGAACAAGAUGUUCCUAAAGAGUAAUAUUAAGAAUAAUUACAAGGAAUUGAUCUUUCGAAUAAGGAUGAAGAAAUUUAAACAUUAAUUAGGUAAAAGAACAAAUAAUUGGGAAAACUUUUCAAAAUAAUGAUUUAGUUAGAAAGAAAGAAUAAAGAAAUCGAAUAGUUAUCAUAAAGGUUAUUGAAAUAGAAAGCAAUAAAUGAUGAAUUAUUAUUGUAAAAUUCAAGUGAUGAAACGGAAGUAAGUUCCUAUUCUUCACAGAAAAAUUAGCAAGAAUAAGUAAAUGUUCAGAAUAACUCAGAAAUGAAAGAUUUGUAAGAAGAAAAUGACAAAUUGAAAUAAGAAUUGAAAAAGCAAACAAAUUAGAAUAAUAGAUGGUUAGCCAAAUUAUUUAGAGCUUUAAAUUGUAUAAAGAGUAGAAAUAGUUUGGUUGAUUAACUUAAUCAAAAGUUAGCAAAACAAAAAGCCAUAAAUGAGGAAUUGAGAGAGCAAAUCAAGAUGAAUGAAGAAGAUGUAGAAAAUUUGGAAGUGAAAGAAAAAUCUGAAGAAUAGGAAGAAUAAUCAGUACCAUUAUCACAAGAUGAUGGAGAAGGAUAAAAAAAGCUCAGAAGUCAGAAUAAUAAAUUGCUGGGCAAAUUAUUCAGAGUGAUGAGCUAAUUUAAUAAAAAGAAUAAUGAAAUUGAGGAAUUGAAGGAAAGAUUACAUAAAUAGAAGGCAAUUCUAGAUGAAUUAAGCAAUUAAAAUAAUGCUUCCAUUUCAGAAGAAAAAGGAGAUGACCUUGGAAAAGCAGAAGAAAUUGAAUUAAAUUAGGAGGUUUAAUAAAUUCCAGACGUUGAACAAUUGAAGAAGCAAAAACUCACAUUAUUUGGAAAAUUGUUCAGAGCAAUGAGCUUAAUAAACCAAAAGAAUAAGGAAAUUGAAUCUUUAAGUGAUAGAUUAAAUAAACAAAAAGCCAUCAUAGAAGAAUUAACAUCUUCAAACUCAGAAAACUUGGCAAUUGAGAUGGAACCAUAAUAAAUUGAACUUCAGAGUGCUCCUAACAAUUUAAUUGAAGAUAAUGGUAAUUUAGAACUGAACAAUACAGAAGAAUUCAAUAAAUUGAAAACUUCCAAUGAUAGAUCUUUGAGCAAAUUAUUCAGAGCUAUGUUUUUGAUUUCUAAGAAAAAUAACUAAAUCGAAUAAUUGAAUUCUAGAUUGCUUAAGCAAAAAGCAAUAAUUGAAGAGUUAGCUCAAAACGAUAGUGCUUAAUAAUAAAGAGAGAAGAUUCAUAAGCUUUUGGGCAAACUCUUUAGAGCAAUCAGUGAUUUGAACAUGAAGCAGAAACAAAAUGAGGAGUUGAAAGAACGAUUAUCAAAAAGUAAGGCUCUCGUAGACAGUUUACUCAAUUAAGUUCCUCAAAAGGAAGAAGAGGUUGCUUCUGAAAUUAAACAAUCUGAUCAAGAAGAGAUAACUAUGCCAACGGAUUUAAUUCAGCGUUUAGAGGCUGACCAAUAGCAAUUAAAGAAUAGAAAUAUUAAACUGACUUCAAAGAUGUUUAAGAUAAUGAUUAAAUUAAGUCAAAAGGACAAAUUGAUUGAAUCCUUAUCAGAGCGCCUUCUUAAACAAAAAGCAAUAAAUGAUGAAUUAAGGAAUCAAAUAGUGGACUCUCUGUAACCAUAACCUUAAUGUGAAACGAUGGAGAUCGUAGAUAAUCAACAAUAGGUAAAUGCAGACGAGUUUAAUAAGAUUAAAAAUUCUAACAGCAAAUCUCUCGCUAAAAUAUUCAGAUUAGUGUUCAAAUUAAAUUAAAAAGAGAAGAUUAUUGAUGAGUAAAAUUAAAGAAUUGCAAAAUUGAAAUAGAUUAUUUCAGAAUAUGCUCUAAAUGAUGAUACUUUAAAAAAGGUUAAGGACAAAAAUCACAAAUUGCUGGCUUAAUAAUUUAGAGUUGUGAUUAAGUUAGCAAAACAAUAAUAAGAAAAUGAAGAACUCAAGAAUAGAUUGAGUAAAUCAAAGUAAUUGGUUGUUGAAUAAUAAGAUAUGGUUGAAAAUUUGUAGCAGUAACUUCAAAGCAAUGUAAUUCAGAACCAAGAACAAGAUGUUCCUAAAGAGUAAUAUUAAGAAUAAUUACAAGGAAUUGAUCUUUCGAAUAAGGAUGAAGAAAUUUAAACAUUAAUUAGGUAAAAGAACAAAUAAUUGGGAAAACUUUUCAAAAUAAUGAUUUAGUUAGAAAGAAAGAAUAAAGAAAUCGAAUAGUUAUCAUAAAGGUUAUUGAAAUAGAAAGCAAUAAAUGAUGAAUUAUUAUUGUAAAAUUCAAGUGAUGAAACGGAAGUAAGUUCCUAUUCUUCACAGAAAAAUUAGCAAGAAUAAGUAAAUGUUCAGAAUAACUCAGAAAUGAAAGAUUUGUAAGAAGAAAAUGACAAAUUGAAAUAAGAAUUGAAAAAGCAAACAAAUUAGAAUAAUAGAUGGUUAGCCAAAUUAUUUAGAGCUUUAAAUUGUAUAAAGAGUAGAAAUAGUUUGGUUGAUUAACUUAAUCAAAAGUUAGCAAAACAAAAAGCCAUAAAUGAGGAAUUGAGAGAGCAAAUCAAGAUGAAUGAAGAAGAUGUAGAAAAUUUGGAAGUGAAAGAAAAAUCUGAAGAAUAGGAAGAAUAAUCAGUACCAUUAUCACAAGAUGAUGGAGAAGGAUAAAAAAAGCUCAGAAGUCAGAAUAAUAAAUUGCUGGGCAAAUUAUUCAGAGUGAUGAGCUAAUUUAAUAAAAAGAAUAAUGAAAUUGAGGAAUUGAAGGAAAGAUUACAUAAAUAGAAGGCAAUUCUAGAUGAAUUAAGCAAUUAAAAUAAUGCUUCCAUUUCAGAAGAAAAAGGAGAUGACCUUGGAAAAGCAGAAGAAAUUGAAUUAAAUUAGGAGGUUUAAUAAAUUCCAGACGUUGAACAAUUGAAGAAGCAAAAACUCACAUUAUUUGGAAAAUUGUUCAGAGCAAUGAGCUUAAUAAACCAAAAGAAUAAGGAAAUUGAAUCUUUAAGUGAUAGAUUAAAUAAACAAAAAGCCAUCAUAGAAGAAUUAACAUCUUCAAACUCAGAAAACUUGGCAAUUGAGAUGGAACCAUAAUAAAUUGAACUUCAGAGUGCUCCUAACAAUUUAAUUGAAGAUAAUGGUAAUUUAGAACUGAACAAUACAGAAGAAUUCAAUAAAUUGAAAACUUCCAAUGAUAGAUCUUUGAGCAAAUUAUUCAGAGCUAUGUUUUUGAUUUCUAAGAAAAAUAACUAAAUCGAAUAAUUGAAUUCUAGAUUGCUUAAGCAAAAAGCAAUAAUUGAAGAGUUAGCUCAAAACGAUAGUGCUUAAUAAUAAAGAGAGAAGAUUCAUAAGCUUUUGGGCAAACUCUUUAGAGCAAUCAGUGAUUUGAACAUGAAGCAGAAACAAAAUGAGGAGUUGAAAGAACGAUUAUCAAAAAGUAAGGCUCUCGUAGACAGUUUACUCAAUUAAGUUCCUCAAAAGGAAGAAGAGGUUGCUUCUGAAAUUAAACAAUCUGAUCAAGAAGAGAUAACUAUGCCAACGGAUUUAAUUCAGCGUUUAGAGGCUGACCAAUAGCAAUUAAAGAAUAGAAAUAUUAAACUGACUUCAAAGAUGUUUAAGAUAAUGAUUAAAUUAAGUCAAAAGGACAAAUUGAUUGAAUCCUUAUCAGAGCGCCUUCUUAAACAAAAAGCAAUAAAUGAUGAAUUAAGGAAUCAAAUAGUGGACUCUCUGUAACCAUAACCUUAAUGUGAAACGAUGGAGAUCGUAGAUAAUCAACAAUAGGUAAAUGCAGACGAGUUUAAUAAGAUUAAAAAUUCUAACAGCAAAUCUCUCGCUAAAAUAUUCAGAUUAGUGUUCAAAUUAAAUUAAAAAGAGAAGAUUAUUGAUGAGUAAAAUUAAAGAAUUGCAAAAUUGAAAUAGAUUAUUUCAGAAUAUGCUCUAAAUGAUGAUACUUUAAAAAAGGUUAAGGACAAAAAUCACAAAUUGCUGGCUUAAUAAUUUAGAGUUGUGAUUAAGUUAGCAAAACAAUAAUAAGAAAAUGAAGAACUCAAGAAUAGAUUGAGUAAAUCAAAGUAAUUGGUUGUUGAAUAAUAAGAUAUGGUUGAAAAUUUGUAGCAGUAACUUCAAAGCAAUGUAAUUCAGAACCAAGAACAAGAUGUUCCUAAAGAGUAAUAUUAAGAAUAAUUACAAGGAAUUGAUCUUUCGAAUAAGGAUGAAGAAAUUUAAACAUUAAUUAGGUAAAAGAACAAAUAAUUGGGAAAACUUUUCAAAAUAAUGAUUUAGUUAGAAAGAAAGAAUAAAGAAAUCGAAUAGUUAUCAUAAAGGUUAUUGAAAUAGAAAGCAAUAAAUGAUGAAUUAUUAUUGUAAAAUUCAAGUGAUGAAACGGAAGUAAGUUCCUAUUCUUCACAGAAAAAUUAGCAAGAAUAAGUAAAUGUUCAGAAUAACUCAGAAAUGAAAGAUUUGUAAGAAGAAAAUGACAAAUUGAAAUAAGAAUUGAAAAAGCAAACAAAUUAGAAUAAUAGAUGGUUAGCCAAAUUAUUUAGAGCUUUAAAUUGUAUAAAGAGUAGAAAUAGUUUGGUUGAUUAACUUAAUCAAAAGUUAGCAAAACAAAAAGCCAUAAAUGAGGAAUUGAGAGAGCAAAUCAAGAUGAAUGAAGAAGAUGUAGAAAAUUUGGAAGUGAAAGAAAAAUCUGAAGAAUAGGAAGAAUAAUCAGUACCAUUAUCACAAGAUGAUGGAGAAGGAUAAAAAAAGCUCAGAAGUCAGAAUAAUAAAUUGCUGGGCAAAUUAUUCAGAGUGAUGAGCUAAUUUAAUAAAAAGAAUAAUGAAAUUGAGGAAUUGAAGGAAAGAUUACAUAAAUAGAAGGCAAUUCUAGAUGAAUUAAGCAAUUAAAAUAAUGCUUCCAUUUCAGAAGAAAAAGGAGAUGACCUUGGAAAAGCAGAAGAAAUUGAAUUAAAUUAGGAGGUUUAAUAAAUUCCAGACGUUGAACAAUUGAAGAAGCAAAAACUCACAUUAUUUGGAAAAUUGUUCAGAGCAAUGAGCUUAAUAAACCAAAAGAAUAAGGAAAUUGAAUCUUUAAGUGAUAGAUUAAAUAAACAAAAAGCCAUCAUAGAAGAAUUAACAUCUUCAAACUCAGAAAACUUGGCAAUUGAGAUGGAACCAUAAUAAAUUGAACUUCAGAGUGCUCCUAACAAUUUAAUUGAAGAUAAUGGUAAUUUAGAACUGAACAAUACAGAAGAAUUCAAUAAAUUGAAAACUUCCAAUGAUAGAUCUUUGAGCAAAUUAUUCAGAGCUAUGUUUUUGAUUUCUAAGAAAAAUAACUAAAUCGAAUAAUUGAAUUCUAGAUUGCUUAAGCAAAAAGCAAUAAUUGAAGAGUUAGCUCAAAACGAUAGUGCUUAAUAAUAAAGAGAGAAGAUUCAUAAGCUUUUGGGCAAACUCUUUAGAGCNAAAUACUACAUAAUUAAUGUUCAUCAUAAAUUUAGUCUCUUUAAAAGGAGAACGAUAAUAUAUCAUAAGAGAAUAUCAUUUUGAAAUUAUAAUAUGAUGCAUUAUUAACAAAAUGUGAUACACUAGAAUAAAAGUUUAAUGACAAAAUUGCUUAAUUUUAUUCACUUAUUGAAUAAUUAUUAAAGUAGAACCAAGAUGACAUCGAAGAAAAUAAUUAAUUGAACUAAUUGACUAAAGCAUCAAGUCAAGUUAUCAAAUUUUUACAUAAAUAAUAACAAGAUCAAAAUUUUGAAAAUACGAGCUCAUCUUCCAGUUUCAUUAGUGUUUAAGAUGAAAGUUAAAAAUAAAUAAUGUAUCUCUAACAUUAAGUUAUGUAUUUGCAACAUAGUGUUUAGGAGUAUGCUGAUGGAAUAAGUUAGUUAAAUCGAAGAAUCCUAGAAUUAUACUAUAAAAAUAAUAAAUUGGAAGCAUUAUUACAAGAGUCUGAUAUUAAAAGUAAUUAUUUUAAUUAAAUUUUAGAAUGCUUUAAUUUAUGA